Dendrobium catenatum is the source of this 1861-nucleotide messenger RNA. RefSeq lists its product as uncharacterized. NCBI's taxonomy places the organism in Eukaryota, Viridiplantae, Streptophyta, Magnoliopsida, Asparagales, Orchidaceae. The record is from RefSeq and is a predicted model, not a curated record. Gene Ontology annotation, cellular component: membrane. The transcript has 8 exons. Gene Ontology annotation, biological process: regulation of peptide transport. Bases 408 to 1601 code for a protein of 397 amino acids.
UGCUACGCCUGCAAAAGUGGAAUUAGUGGUGUCCGUUUCCUCCGGUCACGUCUGGUCGCCGUACGUAUAUAGUAACGGGAAAAUUGUUCCUUAUUUUCCGAAAUUCCCGCAUUCCUGUAUGUGCACACUGCCCUCCGGCUUCUACCUAAGCCGCAGCGAACAAGAGACAGGAGCGGGCGGCGACGGAGGUGAAGAAGCCCGAAGUGAUAGGAAAACGCCAACUCUUUCAAAUCCUUCCAACAUUUUUGCUGCUUGCUUCGUAAUGGAAUACGCGCCGGCUUGUUGUUGCUGCUGGUCGAGAUCGGGAUUCUGGUGAUCUUGCAAUACCCGCUUUCCUCGCAGCAAAGCUGCGGAUCCUUUUCUAUUGGAUCCAGUUAGGUUUUGGCGGUUUUGCUGGGGAGAGGGAGAUGGCGGGAUGGAGGUAUCGAGCUGGGCUGCUUCUCAUCGGCGCUGUGGUGGUGAUCUGGGUUACGUCUGCUGAAGUCACGCAGGGUAUUUUUACAGACUACAAACAACCUUUUGCUGUCACUUAUUUGGGAGCCUCUCUCAUGAUCAUUUAUCUUCCGAUAGCCUUUAUGAAGGAUUGGAUAUGCAACAUGCUAAGAAAGCAUUCAUCUAAAGGAGGCAAAACUUUGAAGUCUGCCAACCAAUCUUCUGCAACAAAUUCCCUUGCAAAAUCUAAGGAAAUGCAGAAAAUGCUUCAAAUAGAAUCACAUUCCCCUUUAAAUCGAAAAGAAAGUGGCAUUGACCUUUCUAUACAAGAAGGAGAGGAAAGUCCAUUUAUUGUGAAGAUCAAAGAUGAUUUUGAUGGGCAGAAAGAAUCUGUAGAGCUUACUACAAGGGAUAUUGUAAAAUAUGGGUUUUAUCUAGCGCCAAUUUGGUUUGUAACAGAGUAUCUAUCAAAUGCAGCACUUGCAAGGACUAGUGUCGCAAGUACAACAGUCCUAUCAUCUACCUCAGGUCUUUUUACUCUCUUUAUUGGUGUGCUUCUUGGACAAGACUCCUUAAAUGUUGCAAAAUUAGUUGCCGUAUUCAUUAGCAUGGCUGGAGUUGUUAUGGCAACCCUAGGCAAGACGUGGGCCACAGAUGAGUCUCAACUGAGCUCCACUGGGAACGGAAAGAGGUCACUUGUUGGAGAUCUUUUUGGUCUUCUUUCUGCUGUAUCAUAUGGGCUAUUUACUGUUCUUCUAAAGAAGUUCUGUGGGGAGGAAGGCAAGAGAGUUGAUGUUCAGAAGUUGUUUGGAUAUGUCGGAUUGUUUACACUUGUUGCUCUAUGGUGGCUUGUGUGGCCGCUUACUGCAUUAGGAAUUGAGCCCAAGUUUACAAUUCCUCACUCUGCUAAAAUGGAAGAAGUUGUACUUGCCAAUGGCUUUGUGGGAAGUGUGCUCUCGGACUACUUUUGGGCUUUGUGUGUUGUAUGGACCACUCCUCUUGUAGCCACCUUAGGCAUGUCACUUACAAUACCGCUUGCUAUGGUUGCUGAUAUGGUGAUACAUGGCCGUCAUUAUUCAGCUGUGUAUGUUCUUGGUUCAGCUCAGGUAUUUGCAGGUUUUGUAAUAGCUAACAUUUCAGAUAGAAUAUACAGGAUGCUGGGAUUGUAGCGCUCCUGAAACUUAUUGAUUCAUUCAUUUCCAGAAAGUAUGGGAUCCAUAAUGAUUUUUUUUCCUACUCUUCUUUAGAUUUUUAUCUUUUGCAGCAGGUUUGAUAUAGUAUGAUUCCUCUGUACCAUCAGUGUUGUUAAAUGUCAAUGUUAAGUGUGUAUAGCUUCAUUUUUUUUUUUAACCACAGACUGAGUUACUGUUCUUUGGAGGUUUUGAUUUUGAUAUGUUUUAAGAAAUUUCUAUGAUUUUUUUAGUGCUUU